CAAUCACCGCUCGUCUGCGCUAGCCACCGCCAAGCUCGUAUCCACUUCCAAAACACUGGAAUUUGAUAGAAUUUUCCUCAGGAUUUGUGCAGGAAUUCCUCCGGUUAUAUGUAAAUUUUUCAUCAUGUGGUGGUGGAAGUAGGACCAGCGACUGUUUCGAGUCACAGCUGCGGAAAGGAUUGACGCAGAUCUUGGGAGAGAAGCUCGGAAAAACCGCGGAAGUUUAGCUUCGACUCGUCGCCAUUUUUCUACCUUCCCAGCCCUUGUUUGUUGGUGGGGAGUUGUUUGUCGAGAACCUGUGGAUAUAAGUACAAACUCGGGCUCUAACUCGGACAUUUACAUGGUCCAAGGGAUACAGAGACUACACAGGACUGUUAACCGUCCGAUCGGCCGAGGAUGGCGAAUUCGGGGGCGACCCUGACCAGCCUUUGGAUGGACGAUGGCCAGGGAAGCCCAAUGAAAAGCACCCCCAACACCCCAGGCAAGUCUGUCACCAACGGCAACAAGGAAGUACAGGAGGACUUCUUAAAGAUUUACAAGGACUGCGGACUGGAGCCGAUAGCCAAGGAGGUUGGGCUGAUAGACACCAAUGGUGAACUGGCUGGGUUUGUCAGGUCUCACCAGGACCAAAACACUUCACCAACAAAAGUCGCGAAUGUGACGCUGUCAAACACGACAACCAUCCCGAUGAUUACGGCGGUGUCUCCCAUGAAGUCAUCUCCCAUGAAGAUCGGAGAGACCAUAAUUCUACCCAAGACCCUGGGGCCAGCAAACACGCCUGCCUCUCCUAUGCUCCGAAUGGUUGCUGUCAACCGAACACCGCAACAAACAGUCCAACCACAGCAAAAAAUUUUUCAGAUCCUGCAGCAGAGCCCUGCGCGGCCGACGCCCGUGGCACAGCUGGUCCAAGUACAACAGAGUCCCGCCAGAGCGCAGCAGACAACGUACACAACUGUUGUUACGGACCCCAACCUCAUACAAGUCGGGGGCCAGGUGAGAAAGAGAACUCAUGACUUCAUAGAAGCAGACUUCUCGGAAAGCAAAAGGAAGAAGGGAGAAAAGGGAGGGAAGGGUCUGCGACAUUUCUCCAUGAAGGUGUGUGAGAAGGUCCAGAGGAAAGGCACCACAUCGUACAACGAGGUCGCGGACGAGUUAGUGGCGGAGUUCAGCGACCCCCAGAGGCACCUGUCGCCCUCCGACCAGAUAGGAAAUGCGUAUGACCAGAAGAACAUCCGAAGACGCGUGUACGACGCCCUGAACGUGCUGAUGGCCAUGAACAUCAUCUCCAAGGAGAAGAAAGAGAUCAAGUGGAUCGGCCUGCCCACCAACUCUGCACAGGAGUGUCAGAACCUAGAGCUUGAAAAGCAGCGGCGGAUAGACAGGAUCAAGCAGAAGCAGCAGCAGCUACAAGAGCUUAUACUACAGCAAAUCGCCUUCAAAAACCUGGUGCAGAGGAACAAGCGCAUGGAACAGGCGGGCACGGGGCCGCCCAACCAGAACUCUGCCAUCCAGCUGCCCUUCAUCAUCGUCAACACCAGCAAGAAAACAGUCAUCGACUGUAGCAUCUCCAACGACAAGUAUGAAUAUUUGUUUAACUUCGAUAACACGUUUGAGAUCCACGAUGACAUCGAGGUGUUGAAGCGGAUGGGUAUGGCGUACGGGCUGGAGUCGGGAAAGUGUGCCCCAGAGAACCUGAAAAUCGCCAAGACGCUGGUUCCCAGGGCGCUGGAGCCUUAUGUUGAAGAGAUGGCCAGAGGAGCCAGUACCAGUACCUCCAUAAUCGCCGGUCCCAGCGGUAUCAAGGCGGGGGCGUCCACCACACAGUUCACCACGGCAACGGCUACCAUGGCAACAACCGUGAAGCCACUCCCAUCUGCAGCAGCUGCAUCGUCAGCUUUGUCCAGGUUGCCAGUAAAUGUUGACCAAGAAGUUGCCAUGGCAACGGCGGGCGGACGGGCCGUAUCGCGCCAGUCGAGCAUCGGGUCUUCGAGAGGCGAGACGCCAUACUCGGACGAUGACGAUGACGACUACGAAGACGACAACUAAGACCGCUGUUUGGGGUUGCCAUGGAGACAGUGUACACUGUUGCCAUGGAAACUAGUUUUGGUUGUCAUGGUGAUUUGUUCGUUGUCAAUUCUAUAUGUCACUCAGGUUGAGGGGAAAUGAAUGGGACUUUCAUUGAAAUGGGUCAGUUUAGGGGGUAUUCGGUUGCUAUGGUAAUAUAGCAACAGCGUGUUUUUCUUGUUUGUCAGAAACAAGGCUACUUAGGGUCAUCACCAUGGUAACGACCCCACUUAUUCCCACGGGCCUUGUCAUGACAAGUGAUUGUUGUUGCCGAGGCAACGGCAUGCCACCCGAUCGGCGGUGGAUGGGUUUCUACAAGCAUUUUUGUAGAUUGUAUACGUAGAUAUUUUAGACGAUUUGUACUGUGUUGUAUGAAAAUGCAGUUAUCAGAUGAGAAUAACAGACUUGAACUUGAACUCUUCAUGUUUGUUUGCCCAAUGCAAGCAGAAAUCCACACACUUCUUGUUAAUUACAGUGCUCUGGUAUUUUACCUUAAAAUGCCUAGAGCAACAUAAAAGGGGUCUAACACAAGGGAAGGCCUUUCAAGAUUAAAAAAAAAGACACCGCAGGAAAAUCUAUUGUCUGGUAGUGUGUGGAUUUUUGUGAAUCGACAUUUAAGGUUUAGAUAAAAAGAAGAAGAACCAUACUUGAGAAGUUUUUGAUGAAAUCAAAAUGAACCUGUACAGAUUGUAGUUAAUUCCGGGGUGAGACUUUACGUAUGGAGGGAACCUGUAAUAAAUAUGCCACUGGUAUGGUGUACUGUAAUGUAGAGAUGUCGGACAGAACCACUCUUGCAGGGGGGGGGGGGGUGUACAAAGUUGUGAAGUAGUUUCACCUAGGCUGGGUCAAAGUCAGAGUAGAGAGAGAAAAAAAGUUACUAAAAAAUAAACAGUUGAAAGACCUGUUUUUAAGACAUUGGAACACUUCGUGAUUGAAGAAAGAGAGGUAUUUUUUUGUAGUCAAAAUGGAGGUGGAUAGAAAGAUUAUGACAGCAUUUAAUUAGUGGAUUUGCUUGUUGAAUUGCAGACAUGUUUAAAACCAAUCUUUCCAAAGAGAACCUUUGUAAAUGAGGGCACUUAAAAUAGGCACUAAUCCUAAUUUGUAAUUUAUCUGUGUUGUUGUCAUGCUCACUGUGUUCCCAGGAUACUAGCCUGACCACCCCUACCGAAUAGUGUACUGAUCCAGAAUCAAACAAUUUUGGACAGAAUUGUGGGUCGUGCCAUUGUGUAAUUGGGAGUUAUGUAGUAAUGGUAAAUAGCUUCCUAAAUGGACGUGUUAAAAGAAAAAAUAAUUGCAUGGAACAUGGUGUUCAAAGUUGUUUGAUUUUGUAUCAGUGGUAGGCAUAUGAAAGGUGGUAGGGUUAAGUUAACCCUUCCCUUGCCGAGGUACCUUGUAACUGGUACAGGUAUGGUGCCAUAUGGCAACCUCGGUAGGGGGACGGUUAAGUAGUUAGGAGUAUCAGUGAGUGUGUUUGGUACUAGCAGUUUGUAUUUUGUGGAAUUCAGCACCCCUGUCCCCUAUCUGAACCUGCUCACCCCCGUCCUCCACAUGGUAUAGCCCAUCUUUUUGAUGUGGAUGACUCAACUUACACUUAAUUAACAUAACUUAAUUGGAAAGGAAGUCUUGGUUUAUGUGGUCUUACUGAGUAAUCUUACAAUCCACAUAAAACCUGAACUUUCUAUUAAAACUACCAAUUGUUACAGUCACCCAAUUCCACUGUAAUACUUGUACAAAGAGCAUUUAUUUUUCCUUGUGUUGUCCUGUAACGUUCUUGGCUAGAAUGCUAGUGAAAGCUUGUCCUUAAAACGCUAUAUUGUUCCGUCAGAAACUCUGGCUCUGAAUCAGUGUGAAACACUCGGCAAACCACUUUGCUACUUAAAAACAACACAACUUUUAUCAGAGAUGUAUUCACUUUACUAGUCAAUUCAGUUCAUUCCAUAUAAACAUUUGAAGUGUAUGUUCCCUCACAUAUGCUUCAAGAAGACUUACUAUAGAGUUCAGUUGUUGGUUUCCUAUGUACUCGGCUGAAACAAGCAAGUAUAAGGCCUAUCUGUACAAAUUUAAAACAAAAAUGAAACUGAUAACAUUAUACCACAACUUAGAGAUGAUUGCUUUGGAACCUAAAAAAGCCUACAAGAACCAAAUGGAGUGAAAUACUGACAUCUAGAACACCUUGACACUCAAAUGUACAUGCUAUUUUAUGGCUAAAUGUCCCUGUAUUACACAGGGAAGGGAUUUAGGGACAUGCUAGCUUCCUAUUGGUCAGCAGAGUGUAAUGUAUGCAUGAUAGCACUGUAGGAUGCUCUCCUGUAAUUGGUCAGUUGAUUGUACACAUGGUAAUUGCUGGCUCAUGAUUGGUCCAGAAACAACCCGAGUUGUGGCAUCACCUAAAUCAGCACAAAAUUUUGUCACAUCUUGCACUUUUGUCGUAAGAUGUGUCAUUUGUAACUCAGAUUUGUCUUGCAUCUUAUUUUUAGACAUGUUUAGCCUUUUGUUGGUCUUAUUUGGAAGUCAUUCCUACAACUUGUGUCCUUGGUUUACACAUGUUUUUGAGUUUUUUGCUUUUACUUUCUCGUUUGCUGUGUCGUUUUUCUAAGUUGAAAAUGUCGGCAGAUUUAACUACCCAGAGUGCUUUUCCGUUUGCUGUCCCAUGGUGCAUUGCAGGAUUUUGUAUUUAUACCCACUGUACCCACUGAAGAUGAUGUGUCCUAAAUUAAACAUGAGAAUCUUU
Messenger RNA from Branchiostoma floridae (Florida lancelet), 4795 nucleotides. RefSeq names its product transcription factor Dp-2-like. Bases 397 to 2046 code for a protein of 549 amino acids. Gene Ontology annotation, biological process: regulation of transcription by RNA polymerase II; regulation of cell cycle. The transcript is spliced from 13 exons. The record is from RefSeq and is a predicted model, not a curated record. Gene Ontology annotation, cellular component: transcription regulator complex; nucleus. Gene Ontology annotation, molecular function: RNA polymerase II transcription regulatory region sequence-specific DNA binding; DNA-binding transcription factor activity, RNA polymerase II-specific. Lineage: Eukaryota; Metazoa; Chordata; Leptocardii; Amphioxiformes; Branchiostomatidae.